Messenger RNA from Musa acuminata subsp. malaccensis (wild Malaysian banana), 3517 nucleotides. RefSeq lists its product as uncharacterized. Gene Ontology annotation, molecular function: myosin II binding; syntaxin binding; GTPase activator activity. Gene Ontology annotation, cellular component: cytoplasm; plasma membrane. The record is from RefSeq and is a predicted model, not a curated record. Lineage: Eukaryota; Viridiplantae; Streptophyta; Magnoliopsida; Zingiberales; Musaceae. Gene Ontology annotation, biological process: regulation of exocytosis.
UCUCCUCUUUCCUUUCCUCCCUUCUCUCGUUGCAGAAUAAGGAAGAAGGCCUCCGUCGAUCUUAAAUCCUCUCAUUCCUUCUCCUGUUCUUUCGUGUUGGACGAAGAAGGACGACCCCCCUCGGCCAUGUUCGUGAAGAAGCUUGUCGAGAAAGCCACCAGAAAGCACAAUGGAGGCGGCGGCAUCAACGGUCUGAAGGCGGAGGAGGUGAGGCCGCGCCUCGUCUUCCACUAUGGCGUCCCGCCCGAAUCCUCCUCUCUGGCCUACGACCCCAUUCAGCACAUCCUCGCCAUAUCCACCAGGAAUGGGGUCAUCAAGUUGCUCGGGAAAGACAACAGCCAAGCUCUUCUUCAGUCGGAGGCCGCCUCCCCCUCCAAGUUCAUGCAGUUCAUGGAGAAUCAAGGCAUCCUUUUAAAUGUGACUAGUCAUAAUCAUAUUGAGGUGUGGAACAUUGAUAAGAAACAAGUAACACAUGUGCACAUUUUCAAUGAAGAAAUUACCUCUUUUGUUGUGGUGCAACAAAGUUUCUACAUUUAUGUCGGGGACUGCCUUGGAAAUGUCACUGUUCUGAAGCUCGAUAAUACAUUACAGUGUUUGGUUAAGAUGCCAUAUAAAAUUCCUCCAUCAGAGUCCUGUGGCACACAAACUGAAGCAGACAGUGAUACUGCUGUCAUAUUUUCUUCUCCACAGCCUUUGGCUGAGAGCAAGAGGGUUCUUAUUAUCUUUAGAAAUGGACUUAUUAGCUUAUGGGGAAUUCAAGAAAGUAAAGUAUUGCUUGUUGCUGGUGGAAAUGCACAACAUUCAUCGCAGGAACCAAAGCUUGUUGUAUCAGCAUCCUGGGCAUGUGUCUUUGGAAGUAAAGUUGUUGUUGGAUAUAGUAGCGGAGAUAUAUUUCUUUGGGCCAUACCAGUAUUUUUAGAUCAUAAUAGUGAAGCACUACGGAAUCAUAAGGACUCUUAUGCUUCUCAAAAUGUUCCUCUUCUUAAGCUCAACCUAGGAUAUAAGAUGGACAAAGUCCCUAUAGUUUCUUUAAGGUGGUUUGCCCACGAUGAAAGUUCAGGUCAUUUGUAUGUUAAUGGUUUCAGUGAUUCUGGAUCUUCUCAUUCCUUUCAGGUCAUUAUUAUUAAUGAGAGCACUCAAACUAGAACAAUCAAGUUGGUGCUUCCAUUGACUGAACCUUGUUUAGGAAUGGAAAUUGUUUCAUGCUUCAGCAACCAAAGCAAAAACAAACAGAAUACUCUGGUUCUCUUGCUUAGAUCAGGCCGCUUAUGUCUCUAUGAUGAUUCAGCAAUUGAACAGUAUUUGUUGCACUGUCAAUCAAAAUCACCCCCAACUCUUCCAAAGCAGUUUAUGGUGACACUGCCAUUUGGUGACUCUAGAAUCACUGCUGCCAAACUGUACAUAGGCCCAUCAAGUCCUGUGGAAGAGUCUGUUGCUAUGCAGGACCAUAUAUUGUUACCCAACAAAUAUUCCUCUCUCUUCUCAAUUAAUAUGAAGGAAAAAGAUGGAAGUCGUCGAAGUUCUGCACACUUUAGCGGUUUUUCGAAGGCAAAAAACCUUUUGGUUACCGGGCAUGUUGAUGGAGCUAUCAACUUUUGGGAUGCAUCAUGCCCCCUUUUGUUUCCACUUUUGUCAAUAGAGCAGCAGUUUAAUGAAAGUUGUGCUUCAUCAACUGCUCCAGUUACAUCAUUGCAUUUUGAUGUUUCUUCACACAUCCUUGUAUCUGGCGACCAAAGUGGAUCGAUUCGCAUUUUCAUCUUCAAAAAAUUGCAGGAAACCUCAGAAAGCAUUUUUUCAUUUCUGCAAGCAAAGCAAGGUGACAACUACACAGUUCAUAAUGUCAACCUCAAGGGAGCAAUAAUGUCCAUCAGUAUGAAUAUGGAUUCUAAACUUCUUGCUGUGGGAACAGACAAAGGAUAUGUAUCAGUAAUCCAGAUGGAAGGGACCACCAUCUUAUAUCAAAAGCAAAUACCUGGCCAAGUUUAUAGUGGUAUCAUGUCUUUGCAAUUUGUGAAUCAUGGCCAAAAUGGCUCAGAGAACAGCAUAUUGUUGGUAGGGAUGGAGGAUUCAUCAGUUUUGGCUCUUGAAGAGGAUUCAGGGCAUGCAUUGAGUGCUAAUCCAGUCAAGACUAAGAAAACCUGUAAAGCUUUGUUGAUGCAUAUAUUGGAUGCAUCACCAAAUGGAGUAUGCACCUCAGACUGUGUGGAUACAAGCAAACAAAGUUAUUCAAAACAGUUAAUGCAGAAGCAACCACUAGUAUUGAUUUGCUCUGAAAAUGCCAUACGUCUGUAUGCUUUAAGUCAUGUAUUACAGGGGAUUAAGAAGGUUUACAGUAAGAAAAAGCUAGAUGGCAGCUGUUAUUAUGCAUCAAUUAUCCAUGGCUCUUCAUUGGAUGUCGGACUGGCACUUGUGUUUUCCUGUGGCAAGAUGGAGAUAAGAUCCCUUCUAGAUUUAGCUGUCUUAAAUGAGGUUUCCCUGAGAGGAUUAACCUAUCCAACAUUGAAAUCACCCCCAAAUGCAAAUAGUAUAUUCUGUGUUUCCUCUGAAGGAGAAAUUCUUCUGGUCAAUGGAGAUCAAGCAUUGCUCUUUAUUUCAGUUUUAUCUCACAGGGAAAUCUACAGGCAUUUAGAGUAUAUUACCAAUGUUUACAUGGAGGGUCUUGCCCCACAAGAAGGGACUUCUUGCAUGAAGAAUCCCCAAAAAGAGAGGAAAAAGGGAAUAUUUGGCAUGGUUGUCAAAGAUCUGAAAGGAAACAAAACAAAACAUGGCAAAGAAAAUGAUGCUGAUGAUUCAAGUAUUUCUGAAGAACUCUCAGCUUUAUUUUCAACAGUUAAUUUCUUACAUUCUGAUGAGACAAGGUGUAGCUCAGUUGUAAAUAAUGAAGAUGUUGAGCUGGACAUAGAUGAUAUUGACCUUGAAGAUACCAAAGAAAAACACAAAGGUUUGAACUUGGCUGUUUUGGACAAGCAGAAGUUAGGAAAGAAACUCCAUGCUCUCAAAGGAACUGUAGGAAAAUUGAAGUUGAAUAUAGAAGAAAAGAUGAACUCAAGAAAAGAUAAGCACGAGGAGGAGAAGGAUAUUAGUGCUGUUGAUAAGAUCAAGCAAAAGUAUGGAUAUGCAACAAAUGACGAGUCAAAUACUGUAAAGAUGGCAGAGAGCAAAUUGAGGGAGAAUGUCAUAAAGCUGAAGGCCAUUGGAUUGCGGACAUCGGAGAUGCAGAAUACAGCUCAGACAUUUUCAUCCUUGGCAAAAGAACUGCUACAAUCCACACAGGGCAGCAAGAGUACGUAGGAGAGACGGACGUCGCAUUAAGUUCCCACUUGUGUACGUGUGCAGUACAUGGUGUAGAACCUAUUGUUAUUGUUGUGUGUUUUGUGUGUAGGUUCUUCGCGUGUGUGAUUUCGUUUAGCGUGUAGGGGUCAUGGUUAUGAUUUGUGCUGACGCUACUCUCUCUUUUCUGAGGUAGCAUUUGUAUCUUGGAUCAUGAUAAAUAAACAAAAAGGAGUUUGAUCGGAAA